This is a messenger RNA of Physcomitrium patens, 1915 nucleotides long. NCBI's taxonomy places the organism in Eukaryota, Viridiplantae, Streptophyta, Bryopsida, Funariales, Funariaceae. The record is from RefSeq and is a predicted model, not a curated record.
AUCAAGGGGUUCAGGUUUUGUUGAUUUCGAAGAGAGAGAGAGAGAGAGAGAGAGAAAGAGAUUAGCUCGGUGCCGAUGGCAGCAACGAAAUUGGUUGGACCCAUUUCUUCAACGAGCCUGAUUCUUCUGCCGCUCGUUGCUCUUGAUUUCGUUGCGAAUUGGCAAAGAAUCAAUCAACCCAUUACCGAGAUAACGGGAGCCGUGGGGUCUGGAUUGAGGAUGGAAGAACACAUCUCCUCGUGGAGAUUAGUUCCGGAAUGCCAGACAAUGUUCCUUGUAAAUCAAGGCGGGUGUUAGUGCAUUGUUGGAGUUUCGGAGCAGCACAAGAGACUGUGAUUCGAGUAAAAGAGUGGGUUGGACGUGGUGUAUAAGCGAAUGCGUUGCUGCUGUGUGGUGGGGAUGAAGAAGAAGAAGGGCGGUUUCAUGGGGGUUAGUUGAGAGGUGGUUGACGUUGCGGAUCAUGGCAUGGGCUUCCGAACUUGAAUCGGAAGUUCCAUUGCACUGUCCAACUUUAGUAGAUACUUUUGCAUUCUGUGAUUGCAGUGGUUGAAGAUGUAUGAGACAGUGUGUUCUGAGUGUCGUAAAGUCACACAAGUCGUGGAAGACCGUGCCGCAGGGGAUGUGUUGUGUGCGGAAUGCGGGCUUGUGCUAGAGCAGCGUUCGGUAGAUGAAACUCGGGAGUGGCGAUGGUUUGCGGAUUCAUCUUCUAUCGAUCGAGAGCGUAUAGGUGGCCCUUCCAAUCCGCUUCUUGCAGAUGGGGGGCUAUCGUCCUUUAUAUCCAAGUCUAAUGGUGCACAGGGCGACGUCAUGUCCUCUAUUCUGCGGCAGUCGAAAUUGGGCCUGAUUCCUGAUCAGUCUCGUAUCAUUGCGUUUCGGUCCAUUGGGAAUAUGGCGGACAGACUUGGACUGGUGUCAACAAUCAAGGAUCGGGCUAAUGAGAUAUAUAAAAAUGUGGUAGACCUGAAACUCACUCGCAAUCGAAGCCAUGAGGCUAUAUUGGCUAGCUGCUUAUACAUUGCUUGUCGGCAGGAAGAUAAGCCUCGUACAUUCAAAGAAAUAUGUUCGGUUUCAAAUGGAGCAUCAAAGACGGACACUGGAAGAAUUACCAAGAAGCUUGUGAAGCAAAUUGAAAAGGGAAUGGGUAUUUCCAUGGAAAUGGGAACCAUUCAUGCAGGCGACUUUUCGAGGAGAUUUUGCUCACACCUCGACAUGGAAAAGAACGAAGUUAGAGCUAUAACGGAAACAGAGGAGUCCUUUAUCAGUCGCUGCAGCUGCAAUAUUUAUGAUUUCACAGCUAAACGAAAAAGACAAGAAGGAAUUAAAAGAUAUAUCAAGGGUUGCUGGAGUGAAUGAGGAGAGUAUUCGAUUCAUGUACAGGGAACUUUACCCGCACGCAUCCAAACUCAUACCCGAGUGGUUUCUCAAAGAUGUCGAUUUGAAACAUUUGCCGGCUCUUUAGAGCUUCAUCUUUGAUCUGUAGAGCGGAGGAGUACCCACACCCAAGAAGCGGAAUGUUUUGAAGGACUAAGUCAGGCCAAUGGUCAUUGAUAUUUUGUAGCAGCUGCAUAUAUUUUUCGCUCAGGUCACACGCUGCUUCGUCUUUGCUCAGGUUUUUCAGGCAACCCGGAGAGUAUGGCAUUCAUUGUUGUUGGGUAUCUAACAACACUUGAAGAUGAGUGAUGGUCUUAAACUUGGUGAACAAUGCUUCACACAUUUUAAAAACUUUACUUGGAAUUAGCUUCAGGACAAAGUGGUGAGAAUGAUGAGCAGAAACUUGACUUCAAUUGUGGACAUAGAACGGAGGAGUGCAUGUGCAUCAGGAUGAAAACAUUUAUGAGAGUGAAAGCUCUUGUCAACCAUAUCUGGCUGUUGUGAUUAUUACUAUUAUUUUUAACUAGUUAUAUCUUUUCUAUUG